Molecule: messenger RNA, 1802 nt
Organism: Manacus vitellinus (golden-collared manakin)
Lineage: Eukaryota; Metazoa; Chordata; Aves; Passeriformes; Pipridae
Gene: NETO2
Product: neuropilin and tolloid like 2
Exons: 7
Coding region: 230-1399 (389 amino acids)
Molecular function (GO): protein binding
Source: RefSeq, a predicted model, not a curated record
GCUGGUAACAAUCCUUGUAGUGGAAGGGAUUGCCGUUGCACAGAAGACACAAGCUGCUCCACGACAAAGAAUUGAGUUGACCUUUGAUGAACCUUAUUACAUAGAACCCUCAUUUGAAUGUCGAUUUGAUCAUCUGGAGGUUCGAGAUGGACCUUUUGGUUUCUCCCCUCUCAUCAAUCGUUACUGUGGUUUGAAAAGUCCUGCGCUAAUUAGAUCAACAGGGAGAUUUAUGUGGAUCAAGUUUACAUCUGAUGAGGAGCUGGAAGGAAAGGGAUUUCAAGCAAAGUACUCGUUUAUACCAGAUCCUGACUUCACUUACCUAGGAGGCAUUUUAAAUCCCAUUCCAGACUGCCAAUUUGAGCUCUCAGGAGCUGAUGGAAUAGUACGUUCCAGUCAAGUAGAACAAGAAGGAAAAACAAAGCCAGGACAAGCAGUUGACUGUAUAUGGACAAUUAAGGCUACUCCAAAUGCUAAGAUCUACAUGCGGUUCCUCGACUAUCAGAUGGAGCAUUCAAAUGAGUGCAAGAGAAACUUUGUGGCUGUGUAUGACGGGAGCAGCUCCAUUGAAAACCUGAAGGCCAAGUUCUGCAGCACCGUGGCCAACGAUGUGAUGCUGCAGACGGGGACAGGGGUGGUGAGGAUGUGGGCAGACGAAGGCAGCAGACUGAGCAGGUUCAGGAUGCUGUUCACUUCAUUUGUGGACCCUCCCUGCUCAGGCAACACUUACUUCUGCCAUAGCAACAUGUGCAUCAAUAAUUCUUUAGUCUGCAAUGGCAUCCAGAACUGUGCAUACCCUUGGGACGAGAAUCACUGCAGAGAAAAGAAAAGAACUGGGUUGUUUGAACAAAUCACCAAAACUCAUGGGACAAUCAUUGGCAUCACAUCAGGGAUAGUUUUAGUUCUUCUCAUCAUUUCAAUUCUAGUGCAAGUAAAGCAACCUCGCAAAAAGGUCAUGGCUUGCAAGACUGCCUUCAAUAAAACCGGUUUCCAGGAAGUAUUUGAUCCUCCACAUUAUGAACUCUUUUCACUAAGGGACAAAGAAAUUUCUGCAGAUUUGGCAGAUUUAUCAGAAGAACUCGAGAACUAUCAGAAAAUGCGCCGCCCUUCAACAGCUUCCAGAUGCAUCCACGACCACCACUGUGGCUCCCAGGCCUCCAACCUCAAACAGAGCAGGACCAACCUGAGCUCCAUGGAACUGCCCUUCCGCAACGACUUUGCGCAGCCCCAGCCCAUGAAAACAUUUAACAGCACCUUCAAGAAAAGUACUUACACGUUCAAACAAGCUCAUGAGUGCCCUGAGCAGGGUAUAGAAGACAGGGUGAUGGAGGAGAUUCCAUGUGAAAUUUAUGUGAGAGGAAGGGAGGAUACGGCACAAGGUUCGUUGUCUAUUGACUUUUGACUUCCUGGUGAAGGUGGUAUCAGUGUAUAUACAAGAUGCUUGUGUACAAUGACAGUGUAUAUAUUAAAAGUGUACCAUAUGCAGCGUGUGAGAUGCACACACUUUUAGCUUAUUAUACUUCAUUUAAACCCCCCCCCAGUCUUCAUAACUAAUUCUUGCUGAAAAAUGAGGAGUUUCCUCCCAUCUUCCCAAGCUACCUAUCUAGUGGAAGAGUAAGACAGAGACUUUGCAUGGAAAUUAUAAGAAAGGAUAUUGGAAGAAAAAACCCUACAAGUACUAAUCACUGAACACUGAAAACAAUGGCUACUAUUUUCUUCUGGCUACCAUUUUUCUCUUCUUUAGACGUCUGCUUUUGAAGACAAUUUUAAUACCUCACUUGCAUAAAUAAAAGUCGUUAAGUGCA